This is a messenger RNA of Adineta steineri, 1209 nucleotides long. Lineage: Eukaryota; Metazoa; Rotifera; Eurotatoria; Adinetida; Adinetidae. The record is from the annotation of a GenBank genome assembly.
AUGAAUAAAAAAAAUAAUACUAUGAAACUUGUCUUUUCUGAUCAUCCAGUUCCUUCUUCUAUAACAAAAUCAAUAUUCUUAGCGGGACCAUCGCCACGAGAUAAAAAUGUCAUUGAUUGGCGUCAUGAAGCUGUCUCAUAUCUUAGUUCCGCGUCGAUUAAUUACGAUGGAACUAUUUUCAUACCAGUUCCUGAAGGACGUUUUCACGGCACAGAUCAUGAUUCUUCAACAUGGACUUACGAUAAUCAAAUUUCAUGGGAAUGUGAAUGUCGUCAUGUAGCAGAUCUUAUUGUCUUUUGGAUUCCUCGAUACAUUGACGAAGGAAUGGCAGGAUUUACUACAAAUGUAGAGUUUGGAGAGGAUAUUCACUCUGGAAAAAUUGUAUAUGGUCGUCCUGAAAAUGCUGAAAAGUGUCGUUAUUUAGAUACGCGUAUGAAAGAAUUAAAAUUACCCGUGUUCACUUCAUUGGCAAAUACACUUCAUCAUGCUAUAUCUUUACUCGGCGCUGGUGCAUACAGAAGCAACGGUGAAGUCUACGUACCACUAUUUAUCUGGAAAACACAACAAUUUCAAUCAUGGUAUUCUAAUUUAAAAUUAGUAGGAAAUCGUUUGGAGAAAGCAAAAGUAUUACAUCAUAUGAAAAUUAAUAAUUCUCAACAAGUCUUUUCCUAUAUACUUUGGAGUAAUAUUUGGAUUGAAGCAGAGAAGCGAUAUAAAGAAAACGAAUUUGUGUUCGCUCGUACGGAUAUUAGUACAAUCUUAGCUUAUUACAAAGAUAAUGACGAUGAUAUUAAGAUUGCUCUAAUCAAAGAGUUUCGUAGUCCUGUUAAUAAUUCAAAUGGCUUUGUCUAUGAACUACCUGGUGGUAGUUCAUUUGAACCGAAUGUUGACCCACAAUUAAUUGCCAAACAUGAACUUGAAGAAGAAUGUGGUAUAAAUAUUGACGAUAUGUCACGUUUCAAAUAUGUUGGACAACGACAAUUAGCUGCUACUUUAUCUUCACAUCAAGCACAACUCUAUACUAUUGAGCUUACAAAAGAGGAAUAUGAACAAAUGUUGGAGAACGAAAAAAGUAAUAGAACAUUUGGAGUGAGUGAAGAUAGUGAGAAAACUUAUCUAAAGAUGAUCAGUAUUUCACAAUUACAAGAUAGUUUUCUUGAUUUUUCAAUGCUUGGAAUGAUCUAUUAUGCACUGUACUCGAAUAAAUAA